AUGACAAAACCAGCUCUCCUCAGAUUAUUAGUGGUGAUAAUGAUCAUGUUCAUUUUAAUUUUGCCAGAGUAUUUCAAGACAUCCAAAGCUUCCAUAAUGAAUGACUCAAUGGAAAUGAAAGCUGAGAAUUUUCUUCCACUUCAUGUAAUUUUCAACUUCACUGUGGUUCCUGUCGUUGAAGACUUGGGAGGAUAUGACACUACCUGUGUAGUAAAACUCCACCUUACAAACUCAACUGCUGGAAAAGACCUAACAGAGGCAACUUUGCUAAACAGCUCUCACAGAAGUGUGCAAAGCCUGAAGAGCUGUAAUCAGGUUUCUCUGCAACUUGAAAUGGAGACAGGAAAUUCUACUUGUACCAUGAAGAUCACCUGGUAUGUUUUAAUUUUAUUAGUUUUCAUAUUUCUGAUCAUCUUCACUGUCCACAAAAUAUUCCAAGAAAACGGAAGAGUUCAGACUUGGCAGAAUCGUAGAUACAAACCUGCCUCCACUGUCUUAAAAGGAAAUGAUUCUGAGAAAUUGAGAAGAGUGCUAAAUAUCCAAGUUAUUUCUGGAGCAACCAAGCAGAGAGGGCCCUCCACUUUCACAGGUGCGAAAGAAGCACUUCCUCCCAUAUCAGAACUAGAACAUUUUUUCUACAGUGAGUCGGAAAGAUCAAUAUACGCAACUUCAAUUCAUCCCCGGCACUAUAUCCCUGGUUGGAACCUCAUUUUAGAUUUUAAACUGCAUGCUAAUGGUUGCUUCUGUCAAAGGGUUAACCUUUUGAGAAAAUCAAAGGAGUAG
Molecule: messenger RNA, 783 nt
Organism: Trichosurus vulpecula (common brushtail)
Lineage: Eukaryota; Metazoa; Chordata; Mammalia; Diprotodontia; Phalangeridae
Gene: TMEM156
Product: transmembrane protein 156
Exons: 7
Coding region: 1-783 (260 amino acids)
Source: RefSeq, a predicted model, not a curated record